This is a messenger RNA of Aureobasidium subglaciale EXF-2481, 2817 nucleotides long. RefSeq lists its product as uncharacterized. Lineage: Eukaryota; Fungi; Ascomycota; Dothideomycetes; Dothideales; Saccotheciaceae. The transcript has 2 exons. The coding region runs from base 124 to 2586 and encodes 820 amino acids. The record is from RefSeq and is a predicted model, not a curated record.
CGGAUCAUCAAGGUGUCCUGUCCCCUCGACACAGUGCGGAGAAAGUGCAACAUGUCAAUGCAUUAGUCGUUGAAUCGAGAGAAGAGCUUGCGCACAUCUACAUCAGUGCAUCUGUUAUUGGACAUGGAAGAGGUCGAACAGAGGUCCUCUCCCCUCGCUGGGCCUGGAACAACACGAGCAAAUCGACGACUGCAACUACGAAAGAAUGGCUUCCGCGGUCGCGCCCUGCCCAAUCGUAACAUUACGCCCAAGCGCAACAUCUCGGACGCAUGGUCUUCGCCCGCUCCACAAGACAACACACCCACCUCCGAUCUACCUCAAGCAGAGUCGGCCAGGACAGAUCUGAGUACAAGAGGGAGAUCGUCGAGCAUACUGCAAGAAGUCAGCAACUCGAGUUUGCGAAGGAAAGACAAGAACAAACACAAGCACGACUCUGCCUUGUCCAUUUUUGCAGACGAGAAUGGGCAGGAGAAGCUGUGGAGCUUUGAGUCGUCGCCAGCAUGUCUCCCGCCCGAAGCGCCCAACUUGACAAAGUCAAGAAAGAAGCAUGCACGCACGCAAUCAUACAAGAGCAACCCCGACACGGAACAAGCUGAUCAACACAUUGCAUAUCUCGAGUCCGAGCUCGCCGUAUACCAAACUCAAUUGGCCUCGUUGACCUCGCCGUCUGUAACGAAAGAAAAGGGCCAAAAAUUACGCUUGCUGGGUCAAGACAUCAGGAGACUAGAAGAAGAGAACGCUCGCUGGGAGGCCGAAUUUGAUGAGCGAGUGCUGCAGGUCAUGCAAGAACAUGAUGGUAUCGAGUACAACUUGCGCGCCAGGAUCAACAUGCUCGAAGCCGACAGCGACAACUACGCUCAAAAGGUCAAAGAACUCCAAGCUCAACUUGAUGCAACAAGAAAGGCUCUGGACAUUGCAGAGUCCGCGAACAUCGAGUUCGAGAAGAGAUUGGAGACGUUUGCACAUCUGCUCGUCACUUCGCCCAUCAAGUCCGAGACACCGCUUGCUCAACCACCCUUUACCAAGGAAUCACGCAGUACCAGACAGAAGAGGUUGUCUUUCCAUCGCUUCCCUACUGCUGGCUCCCUGCACCAAGCAAGCAUGUUUGAGCAGCACGAGCACGAAGAGAGCAGACCGCACAGCGAACCCGUCGUGCAAGACUACUUCGAUAAUCCUGUCAGCGAUGCCGAGUGGGAUCCCUCUAAACGAGAGUCCAUCAUCAGCGACGCUUCACGCAACAGCAUUGAUUUUAGCCUUUUCUUGAACAACGAGCCUCCGCCAUCAUCCUCCCGUGCUCGUCCGAAUCGAAGGAUGAGAAGAUUCCAUGGUGGAUCGCAUCUACCUAAGCCUUUGAUCCUGUCGGCUGCACAACUCGCACCCAUUCCCGCUUCGGCACCUCCACACGAACCUCAUGAAUCUCCUCGGGCCUUCCCUUUCCCAGAUAUUGAUCUGGUGCCCAGAAGAGCUAGUUGUCAUGAGUUUAGUCCGCUUACUGGACGUCGACGGGCAAAGACAACCACGGAUGGACUAGACCCAUCACUUCUUCAACCCUUCUCAAGACCCACGAACCCACCGAUGUCACUCCCAUGCUCAGCCGACCAAGAAGAUACAACACCCACUCCGCAACAAACAAGUAGCGAUUCAAACAAUACAUCAACAGACUACUCCUCCAUAGGACCCAACCUAGGUCGAAACCUUCUCGAAGAACUCUCGGCCGUUAGACACGACGAAGACUCUCAAACCGCAUCCUCAGGACCCACCCCCUUUGCAACUUUAAUCUCAAAGCCCCCGGACUUUUCCUCCCACAGCACCAGUAUCCAACGCAACAUCUCCGGCGCCAUGAGACUACGCCAUCAACGCAGCAUGUCCGAAGCCACAGGCCUCUCCCUAUACCCACCUUCCCGUCAAGUUUCCUCAUCCCGCCCAACACCUCUGCGUCCCAAUGGCGUAUUGGCAAAAGUCAAGGAACUGUUACGUUCACCCUGGAAACUAGCCAGGAGAUGUGUGAGACGUGCUCAUCAGGCUUUUUUGCUCUCGAGGACUGUUAAUAGGAUUCAAUGGGUUUUGUUGCAUGCGCUGUUGGGGCCGAUGGCGACGAGGAGAUUGAUGGCUUGUUCGUUGCAUGAGAGUGCUGUUUUGAUGCAGUCGCCUUGUCGCUCUUCUUCUUCUUCUCGUAGGGUUUCUGCGGAGAGGCAGAGGAGGGAAAAGGAGGAGGAGGAGGAGGAGGAGGAGGAGGGCUUUGAUGCUAAUGAAGAGGUGGAGGGUUCGCCAUGUCCUUUGAGACGACGACGUAUUCCUCACUCUUCCUCUUCAUCUCCCUCUUCUUCUUGUGUUUUCGAAACUACGACAAAAGAGAUUGGGAAUAGAAGCAAGAAAGUGAGGCAAGAAGCACCAAUGUUGAGCCGACACUCUCCAUGGCUGUGGGUCAGGUUCUCUCUUACUCUGGCUUUUGCGGUCGCUGCUGCUAUCAGAGAAGGCCCAGGGGCGCUGAUGAUGGAAUGUCAGAGUGAGGGCGGGUGUGAGAAGAAGGAGUGUGCAUGUCUCGGAUGCAUGGGCAGGGAAUUGAGGAAGUGUCGUGAUGAUUGAGCGUUUGUGAUCAUUAUGGGUUCUGGCCCUUUUUUGGUAUAGAUUUGCAAUGAUAGCAUGACCGGGGAAAUUUGCACAUGGACAAUUGUAUACAACGGAAUAAAACAUGGAUGUUUACCUUUUUCACUUGUUUUCCCUUUCUCGGAGACUUUUUUUUCCUUUUUUCUUUUUGUGCAUGGCUGCCAAAUCCAAUACAAUGAUGAGAAAGCUAUCAGGUUGUACUUUUCACCU